Molecule: messenger RNA, 3450 nt
Organism: Camelina sativa (false flax)
Lineage: Eukaryota; Viridiplantae; Streptophyta; Magnoliopsida; Brassicales; Brassicaceae
Source: RefSeq, a predicted model, not a curated record
AUGCCUAGGUUUCCUGAGAAUGAUGAACCUGGUGAUGACUCAGAGAAUUACGAUGAGCUCAUUCGUAACUGGUUGAGUAGUCUAGGAGAGCCGAGUGGUACUGUUGUUGCAUCUGAUCAUGAUGAUGACGUCCAGUAUCUUGGAACGAGAAAAGCUCAGCCAGAUCAAAGCGGAAACGAACUGCGAAAGCGGCGGAGGUCUGGUCCUGGUGAUUCGUUUAGGCUUCCUGAUCUUGAGCCCUUUCCCCGCUCGGCUUACCCUCCUGGACCUUAUGGCGUAACGAAGCAAGAUGUGAUGCACAAUCCUCCUUUGGAUACUAGCAAACGUGUGAAGCUAGUGAAAAAGUUAGUACGUGUUUCUACUUUCGAGGAUCUGUUUUCCCCCAACAAAGAAAUGGUUGAGAUCGAGGAAAGGAGGCCUCUGAACCAUGAGGAGCUAGGAACUGCUGUGGUUAUUGUUGAGCCGGUGAGAUUUGAUGAAGGGACCACGUCUGAGGUUAAUGCUGACUACACUGGUACAAUGUCUCUGAACCAUGAGGAGCUCGGAGUUGGUGCGGUUACUGUUGAGCCGAUGAGAUGUGAUGAAGGGGCCAAGUCUGAGGUUAUUGCUGGCACUGACACAAUGUCCAUGAACCAUCAAAAGAUGGGACUUGGUGUGGAUAUUGUUGAGGAGAUGAGAUGUGAUAAAGGGACCAAGUCUGAGGUUGAAGCUGACACUGACACAGUGCUUCUGAACCAUGAGAAGUUGGGAGUUGGUGUUAAUGUUGUUGAGCCGAUGAAAUGUGCUGAAGGGACCAUGCCUGAAGUUAAUGCUGACACUGACACAGUGUCUUUGAACCAUGAGAAUUUGGAUACUGUUGAGCCAAUGAAUUGUAAUGAAGGGACCAAGUCUGAGGUCAAUGCUGACACUAGUGGAGUUGGUGCCGAGCCGAUGAAUUGUGAUGAAGGGACCAAGUCUGAGGUCGAAGCUGACACUGACAUAGUGCUUCUGAACCAUGAGAAGAUGGGAGAUUGUGCAGAGCCAAUGAAAUGUGAUGAAGGGACCAAGUCUGAGGUCGAAGCUGACACGACGUCUAUGCAAAAGCGUAACAAGAGAGGUGUCUCACUGAUCGAACAUUUCACAGAUGAAGAGAUAAAGUUGCAUAUAAUGAAUCUUCCGGACACAAUGUGUGCCCUCGAGGAGGAGGAUGAUGAGGAUGAAGAUAAGGAAUUAUGUCAGUUGUGUGGCAAUGGCAGACUCCCGUUACCACCACCGCCAAUAUACUGCUUAAGAUGCAACCGUCGCAUCAAAGACGACGCUGUCUAUUACACCCCCGGGGAAGAAGAGAUAAAGGAUGCGCAACUUAACUUCUGCAGUCCUUGUCGAACUGUCUGUUCAAACAAGUUCAAGUUAACAUCUGGAAUCACUAUCUCAAAAGCCAAUAUGCUUGAAUGUAAUAACCUUAAAAACCAAGCUUUCGAGCAGUGGGUUCAGUGUGGAUCUUGUUACAAAUGGCAACAUCAAGUUUGUGGUCUCUACAAUAAGGACAAGGACAAAGACGAGACCAGAGAGUAUAUUUGUCCCAUAUGUUUACUAGAGGAGCGUAAAAGUAACAACAACAACAACAACAACAACAACGACAUGCCAGUCGAUGACAAUACUAAUUUGGGAGCAAAAGAUUUGCCUGAAACCAUCCUCAGCUUCUUUCUAGAGCAAAGGCUAGCCAAGCGCCUUAAGGAAGAGAGAUGCGAAACCGCAAAGGCUACAGGGAAGAACGUUAAGAAUGUAUCUAAACCAGAGGGCCUUACUCUCAGAGUUGUGUAUUCCGCUGACAAAAUCUCAACCGUCAACAAACCCUUAGCCGAUUUGCUCCAUAGAAAAAACUAUCCUACUGAGUUCCCUUACAGAUCAAAGGUUAUUCUAUUGUUUCAGAAAGUGGAAGGAGUUGAUAUAUGCAUCUUUGCAUUGUUUGUCCAAGAGUUUGGAUCAGAAUGUAGCCAGCCUAACCAACGCAGCACAUACAUCGUAUAUCUCGAUUCGGUCAAGUACUUUAGACCCGAGAGACUCACAUUCGCAGGAGAAGCUCUGAGAACUUUCGUUUAUCAUGAAAUCUUGAUUGGAUAUCUUGAGUUCUGUAAGAUGCGGGGUUUCACAACGAGUUAUAUAUGGGCAUCAUGUCCACCCGAAACAGGAGUAGACUACAUUAUGUACUCUCAUCCUAAGACUCAGCAAACCCCCAACACUAAGAAGCUUCGCCAAUGGUAUACGUCAAUGCUUGAAAAAGCAGUUGAGCAGAAGGUGGUUGUGAAGACUACAAACUUGUAUGACCGGUUCUUCGUUUCGAGAGAGGAUCAAUCUACCUGCGAUAUGACAGCUGCGCGGUUGCCUUACUUUGAAGGAUCUUUGUGGUCCAAUAGUGCUGAGCUUAUCCUUCAAGAAAUCGAGAAACAAGGCAAUAACGAUUUGCACCAUAUGUUGAAAUCGCUUACUCGAAGAAAAAUAAAGAGCUACAAAAGUACGACUUGUGAUUAUGUUGAUUCUGAUGAUUGCAAAAACAUUCUCCUGAUGGAAAAGCUUGAAAAGAAAGUACUCAAUAAUAAGGAGGAUUUGAUGGUGGUAGAAUUAAACUAUUCAUGCACGCGUUGUUUGAAAGCCAUAGUAUCGGGAUUGAGAUGGUAUUGCGGCAAGUGCAAGAAUCUUCAACUGUGUGAAAGCUGCUAUGAUUCAAAACAAGAGCUUCCUGGUGAACACAUAUAUGAUAAUGCCAAUAACAAAGAAAAAAAGCAUCCUCUCUCAAAGAAACAGGUGAAUGUCACAACUGUGGAUAAUGAUAUCAUUCAAGAAAACGAAAUGUUCGAUAGCAGACAAGCGUUCUUAGCUAUUUCUCAAAAGAAUAAUUACAUUUUUCACACGCUUCGACAUGCUAAGCAUUCUUCGAUGAUGAUACUCCACAAUCUUCACACCUCAACUAAGCUUCAUCAUCACUCUCAAAACUCUAGCGGUCUCACCUGCACGAACUGCAAGAAAGAUGUUUCGACAAGUAUCUACUUGCCUUGUUUGCUCUGUCCGGAUUUCCGAGCUUGCACUGGAUGUUAUACCGAUAAAGAAACCGUUAGUCAUCUUCAUAUUUUCCCAACACUCGCUUCAUAUAAUAAUGGAGUCCCCCCUAAAACCGUAAUGGUUCUUGAGAUACUGAAAGCAUUGCAGCACGCAUCUCUGUGCCAACCCAAAGCCUCUAAGUCGUGCUCAUACCCGAAAUGCAGAGAAGUUCAAGCAUUGUUCAGUCACAAUGAACGAUGCAAAAUCCAAAAGAUGGGAGUUUCUUGUAAUAUUUGCCGAUACAAAACCAAAGAGAUGGGAGUUUCUUGUAAUAAUUGCGGUUGUAAAACUUGCGAUAGAUUGUCACAGAUAGUAAAGAUCCAUGCGAACCAUUGCCGAGAUCUCAAAUGCCCUGUACCAGGCUGCAGGUAG